AUGACAUCUUUUAAUGAUGUGGAGGAUCAAGUUGUCAUUUAUUUAGAUCAUCAAAAAGAUGGGAAAAUUAUCUACUCGGAAACAAAUUCUCUUCUCAAGACGAAACUCUUAGCGGAAUUAGUACAAAAACGAAACCAUAUUCAAGAUUUGAAGGAAUGUGUAAAUUCUGGAGAUAACAGUGUGAGAAUGAUCCUCCUUUCUCACUUUCCGAUAAUUGAUAAUCAUGAUCAAACCUACUUGUUGAAUAUUUUGGAGACUUUUAAGGAAGCAUUUAAAUUUGUUCCACAAUCAUUGAAGAAUGAUCGAAAUUUUGUUCUGAAAUGUUUGGAGGUGAAUGGAGAAUUAUUUAAAGAGUAUGAAAUACUCGCGAAUUAUGUUUAUACAGACGAGAGAACAGGGUUUUCAUUUAUUCGAAAAGCUUUUCAAUUAGAAAGUGUCGUGAAACAGUUGGAUCCAAAGACAAUUCUAAGUUUACCCUAUAGUCCUUUACAGUAUAUCAUUUCGAAUAGAGAAUUUUUUAUGAAAGCAGUUUCAAUCAAUCCAACUAUAUUUUCAUGUGCCUGUAGAACACUAAAGGCAGAUGAUGAGCUACUAUUUGAAGCAGUGAAAUAUAAUAGACAACAUUUGAAAUUUGCCUCUCUUAAACAGUUGGAAAAUAGAAAUUUAAUAUUUAGAGCUUGUGAAACCAAGGAAAGUAGUAAAAUUGGAUAUUGGAGUUCAGUUUUGACGAUUGCUUUGCCAUUAGCCAAGUAUAAUCCAGAAUUAGCUUUGGAAAUAGUGGAGAAAGACCAUGAAUCUGUUGCAUGUGCAAUCAAACAUUUCAAAAAUCACGAGAAAAUAAUAAUGAAAGUAAUUGAGAUAGCUCCAUACUUGAUAUUCAAAGUUAUCAAAAGGCAAGAAUGGUUUCCAAAUAUGAAAGAAAUUUGUCUAUUAGCCCUAAAGAAAGAUCCAUUGAUCUACAAAUACCUGGGGAGAUUUAGAUAUGAUAGGGACAUUUUCAAGUUUGCUAGUGAUUGUGGUCAUAUAUCUAUAUCAUACUUAUAUCUGUCACCUGAAAUGCUAGGUGAUAAGGUUUUCGCUGUUGGACUUGUAAGAAGUGUAAGUCCAUUGUAUUUUGAGAGACUUGAUGAGAAUCUGAAAAGGGAUCGUGAUGUAAUCCUAGCUCUUGCUGCACAUUUACAAGUACUACAGCAAGAAUUUAAAGAGAAGUAUUUACCAAAUUUAGAGAAUGACAAAGAAUUUUUAUUAGAAGCAGUGAGAAGGAAGAGAAACGGCUUCUCUAUUCUUUCAUUCGCCUCAGAUGAGUUGAAACAAGAUAGAGAACUAAUUCUUUCUGACAUUAGAAAAUGCAACAAUUUGAAUCUAGUUCCUAUCCAUCUCAGAUCAGAUCGAGAAAUAGUAGAAACUUUUAUUAAGAAUGUAAAUUUAUUUCUUUUUGAUCCAUCAAGUUUUCCUGAUAGUCUAUUGGAGGAUAGUGAGUUUGUUUGGAGAAUGAUAGAUUUGCGUCCUAAUUUGAUAAAAAAGUUUCCAAAUCAUGAAUUUUUCAAAGAAAAGAAAAUAAUUCUCAAAAUGAUUUCUAAAAAUAUUCUCUGUAAUGAAAUUAUUUCAAAUGAACUUAGAGAGGACAGGGAUAUUAAAUUGGCAUUGAUAAAAAUAGGGAAUUAUCCAUUCAAGGAAUGA
Naegleria gruberi is the source of this 1680-nucleotide messenger RNA. RefSeq lists its product as uncharacterized. Bases 1 to 1680 code for a protein of 559 amino acids. The record is from RefSeq and is a predicted model, not a curated record. The transcript has a single exon. NCBI's taxonomy places the organism in Eukaryota, Heterolobosea, Eutetramitea, Acrasida, Naegleriidae.